UAUAUAUACCAACCCAACAUCACUUAUUUUCUUCAUAAACCUUCUGCCUCAGAAAAGGACAUAUAUAGAGAGAGAAAGAGAGAAAUGGAAGUCAUGCGAAUUCUCCACAUGAACAGGGGAAACGGUGAAACAAGUUAUGCCAAAAACUCUACAGCUCAGAGCAACAUAAUAUCUCUAGGCAGAAGAGUAUUGGACGAGACCUUGAAGAAGCUAAUGAUGAGCAGUUCUGAAAUUUCGAGUUUUGGGAUUGCCGACUUAGGCUGCUCCACAGGUCCCAACAGUCUAUUGUCCAUCUCCAAUAUCGUAGACACAAUCCAAAAUUUGUGUCCUGACCUCCACCGUCCUGUCCCUGAGCUAAGAGUCUCUCUCAACGACCUUCCUAGCAAUGACUUCAACUACAUCUUUGCUUCUUUGCCAGAGUUUUACGACCGGCUUAAGAAGAGAGAAAAUAGCAAUAAGGCGGCUUUAGGUUUUCAGCACGGAGGAGGAGGAGGACCGUGUUUUUUGUCGGCGGUUCCUGGAUCUUUCUACGGACGUUUGUUUCCUUGCAGGAGCCUUCACUUUGUUCAUUCUUCUUCUAGUUUACACUGGUUGUCUCAGGUUCCAUGCGGUGAAGUGAACAACGAAGAUGGGGUGGUCACAACAGCUAAUCUAGACAACAUGGGGAAGAUAUACAUAUCGAAAACAAGUCCUGAGAGUGCACAAAAGGCCUACGCUCUUCAAUUCCAAACCGAUUUCUCGGCGUUUCUGAGAUCGCGAUCCGAGGAGUUGGUUCCUGGAGGCAGAAUGGUUUUAUCGUUCCUCGGUAGAAGCUCACCGGAUCCUACGGUCGAAGAAGCUUGCUUUCAGUGGGAGCUCCUAGCUCAAGCGCUUAUGUCCAUGGCCAAUGAGGGUAUCAUCGAAGAAGAGAAUAUCGAUGCUUUUAACGCUCCUUACUAUGCUGCGAGCUCCGAAGAGUUGAAAAUGGUGAUAGAGAAAGAAGGUUCGUUUUCGAUUGAUCGACUUGAGAUAAGUCCGGUUGAUUGGGAAGGUGGGAGUAUUAACGAUAAAACCUAUGACAUAUUACGCUCCAAGCCCGAAGCCCUAGCUAGUGGACGAAGAGUGGCUAAGACAAUACGAGCCGUGGUAGAGCCGAUGCUAGAACCCACAUUUCGUCAAAACGUGAUGGACGAACUUUUUGAAAGGUAUGCAAAGAUAGUGGGAGAAUACUUGUAUGUGAACUCGCCUCGAUACGCUCUUAUUAUUGUUUCGCUCCUGAGAAUGGGUUGAUCAUGUUAUAACCUAUGCUUCUUUUACAUGUCUUUGGACCUACAGUGACAUGAUUUAGUACUUUUUAAUUAAUGAAGUAUAUGUAAUGUCAUUUGCUUCAAGAAUAAAAAUAUGUGUGAUUUAAACA
This is a messenger RNA of Raphanus sativus (radish), 1396 nucleotides long. RefSeq names its product jasmonate O-methyltransferase. The coding region runs from base 85 to 1269 and encodes 394 amino acids. NCBI's taxonomy places the organism in Eukaryota, Viridiplantae, Streptophyta, Magnoliopsida, Brassicales, Brassicaceae. The transcript is spliced from 4 exons. Gene Ontology annotation, biological process: methylation. The record is from RefSeq and is a predicted model, not a curated record. Gene Ontology annotation, molecular function: S-adenosylmethionine-dependent methyltransferase activity.